Alligator sinensis (Chinese alligator) is the source of this 963-nucleotide messenger RNA. RefSeq names its product olfactory receptor 11L1-like. The record is from RefSeq and is a predicted model, not a curated record. Gene Ontology annotation, cellular component: membrane. Gene Ontology annotation, biological process: G protein-coupled receptor signaling pathway. The transcript has 2 exons. Gene Ontology annotation, molecular function: G protein-coupled receptor activity; olfactory receptor activity. NCBI's taxonomy places the organism in Eukaryota, Metazoa, Chordata, Crocodylia, Alligatoridae.
AUGGACAUAACCUGAAAUCAAACAACCAUCACGGAAUUCAUCCUCUUGGGAUUUGGGGAUCUGUUUGAACUGCACAUUCCUCUCUUCCUGCUGUUUCUAGUGAUCUACAUUGUAACUGUGGCUGGGAACAUCCUAAUUCUGGCACUGGUUGUUGCUGAUCAGCACCUUCACAGCCCCAUGUACUUCUUUCUAGGAAACUUAUCGUGCUUGGAGAUGCUCUACACAUCUACAAUCUUGCCCAAGAUGUUAACUGGCCUCCUGACUGGGAGCAGAACCAUUUCUGUUAGUGGCUGUAUCACACAAUUUUAUUGCUUUGGUGCCCUAGGAGCAACGGAAUGCUAUCUCCUAGCAUCGAUGUCUUAUGACCGAUAUUUAGCGAUAUGCAAUCCACUCCGGUAUGCCAGUCUUAUGAAUGUCAGGGUCUGCAUCCGACUAGUAGCUUGUUCCUGGACAUGUGGAUUUCUGAGCAGCACCAUAGCAUUCAUCUUAAUAUCUAAGCUACAGUUCUGCAGCUCCAAUGAAAUUGACCAUUUCUUUUGUGAUUUUGCACCCAUCAUAAAAAUUGCUUGCACUGACACCAAACUCCUAGAGCUAAUCAUGUACCCGCUAUGUUCUCUUGUGUCCCUGUUCCCAUUUCUAUCAACUCUAACAUCCUAUGUUUCCAUCAUCACCACCAUCCUAAGAAUCCCUUCUAUUGCUGGAAGACAAAAGGCCUUCUCAACCUGCUCCUCACACCUUGCUGUUGUCAUAAUGUUUUAUGGAUCACUACUAAUUGUCUGCAUGAUUCCAACCACACACCUUUCAAAGGGAUUACAUGAGAUUUUCUCACUCUUCUAUACUAUUUUGACUCCCAUGGUCAACCCCCUCAUAUAUAGCCUCAGAAACAAAGAGGUAAAGGACGCUCUGAGAAGAGCUCUCUAUAAAAAGUGUGGCUUUUGUAAUUUGUCAGAUAGUAAAAUCUAA